Messenger RNA from Hypanus sabinus (Atlantic stingray), 8062 nucleotides. Its product is annotated as E3 ubiquitin-protein ligase MARCHF2-like. The record is from RefSeq and is a predicted model, not a curated record. Gene Ontology annotation, biological process: protein ubiquitination. Bases 319 to 1053 code for a protein of 244 amino acids. The transcript has 6 exons. Lineage: Eukaryota; Metazoa; Chordata; Chondrichthyes; Myliobatiformes; Dasyatidae. Gene Ontology annotation, molecular function: zinc ion binding; ubiquitin-protein transferase activity.
UCUCUACACACCUUUCCGGCGCGGAUUUUUUUUCAAUCAUGAGCCGUCCUGCGCAUCGCGGGUGAUUGUGAUGGAAGGAUGGGUCAAAUGAGACGUUGAACUGAUCCCUGGGCAUCGGCCCUUCCCAAAGCGAAAACUCUGAGCAUUGCAGCUCCUUAGAGAGAAGAUCACCUCCAGCAUGACAAUAAGAAAUAAUUUCUGUGGAAGAGCAGGAGUUUAAAGAUGAUGCGUGGGGCAGAAGGACACCCUGUACAUUACUUCUAUCCCCGACGUGUGAAAGUGGGAGUCUGUCCCUAGUGGCAUUUACUCAUCGUUGCCAUGACAACGGGUGACUGCUGUCAUCUCCCUGGUUCUCUCUGUGACUGUGCAGCCAGUGCUGCCUUUUCUAAGACGGUAGCAACAGCGGAUGUGGGUCGGCCUCAAUACAUCACGCAAGUGACAGCAAAAAAUGGCCGUCUCCUAUCAACUGUGGUGAAGGCUCUAAGUACACAGAGUGAUGGACCAAUCUGCCGGAUAUGUCAUGAGGGCAACAACCUGGAAAUUUUGCUUUCACCUUGUGGUUGCACUGGAACACUUGGAGCAGUUCACAAAACCUGCCUAGAGCGAUGGCUUUCAUCUUCUAAUACCAGCUUCUGUGAACUAUGCCAGACUGAGUUUCUGGUUGAGCGAAAGCCUAGACCUUUGAGGGAGUGGCUGAGAGAUCCAGGUCCAAGGAAUGAGAAGAGGACAUUGUUUUGUGACAUGAUUUGCUUUCUUUUCAUCACUCCAUUAGCAGCAAUCUCUGGCUGGCUUUGCUUGCGAGGGGCACAGGAUCAUCUACAAUUCAACAGCCGUCUAGAAGCAGUUGGACUUAUUGCACUCACUGUGGCACUUUUUACCAUCUAUGUCCUGUGGACACUGGUUUCAUUCCGCUAUCACUGCCAGCUUUACUCAGAAUGGCGAAGGACAAACCAAAAAGUCCAAUUGAUGGCUGCAGACCAGAAGAAUAUCGCUCAACAUUCUCUCCUCUCUUCAAAACUUGUGAGGAAGGAUUCUAGUGAAACAAUUGUGUAAAUUCAUUGACACAGAGAACCUUAAAGAAAUGACAAUUCAUAAAGUCUACAGUCCUUGAAAUGUGCUUUCUAAUCUCAGCAAGGAAUGACAAAACAACAACAACUUGUUUAAUUUCAUGGAAUUCACAUGACGCAAACUUCAUUUGCAACACUCUCAGGAGACAGUAUAUAUGCAGCCUGCAUCUAAAUGCAUUCCCAAUAAAGAGUGGGGUUUUGAAACUUCAUAUUAGCUCCACUCAUUUGGAUAGUAUUGUUAAUCCAUUGUAAGAUUGAAAUUUAUGGAAUGGGACCGUUGAAAUUUGAAUUUAGACAAUCAUUUGUUUUACCAUGCUUAGAAAAUGACUUAAGGUUACAACGUGUUGAACUGCUUUUAUUUUGAGAGAUAUGGCUUCGGCAUUGCACAGUAGCCAGUUAUUGGGUCGGUCAGCACUAACUAAAGUACGUUUGGAGAUCUUUAUUUCUUGUGAAUGUUGUUUAUAAAUGAAGUGACAAAACAGAAAUCUGAGCCCUGGAGGAAAUCAGAAAGUUUAAAUGCAGUUGCUGAGUUUUGAAUUGUAGAUGUUUGGAAUUUCCACAUUUGAAAAGAAUCUGCUGAAGUAUUUCUUGUAUACAGGAUGUGAUGCUGGUCUCAUAUCAGUGAUUUGCAACAAAUUGACACACUCUAACACUAUUAUGGCAUUGAUUUUUGGGAAGCUUUGUGCUUGCUUUACUAAAUGACACUUCUGAGCACCAAAAAAUCUGCAUGUUUUUCAAGAUCACUCACUUGUGAUACAGUUAGUAACACUGCAGUCAGCUUUCAGCACUCAUAGUAUAUAGUCAGAGAAUUUCACUAAAUGGAAUACCUUCUGAGGUCAAAUUUGCAAUAUUGAAGCAGAAUAAUGUUUUCCAAAUGGGAUAAGAGGAAGUAAAAAUGUUCCCAAUGGAAAAUCGGAGCUAUGGUACUCAUUAACAAGAGAGGGAAGUCUAGAAAACUGUUAUUCAAUAUCUUUUGUAUAGUAGAAGAUUUGAAUCUUUGCUGUAUAAUCUAAUCUUAAUGUGGUUUGGGCUUUGGUAUAGAAUGAGUUAGGGAAUGAAGAAAUUUCUUCAUCAAACAUGCCUUUAUGUUUCAUUGGUUAAUGUUUGUUAGGGCUCUUUUGUAUAUUAAAGCUAGGACGUUGCAUCUCCCAUUAUGUCUUUCCAUAAUCAUUUGGUGAGUCAGGCAGCUAAAGAACACUAUAUAAUAUAUGAUUACAGCAGCUAGUAUUAAAACUUAGUUUUCAAUGAAUAUACCACUUACUAUAGUUUUGUCAUAGAAUACCUGAUGCACAUUUUAAAUUUACUUUUGUGAAGUUCCAAAAAUUAUCUAAACUUUGAACACAAGCUUAAGGAGACUGAAAAAUAUAUGAUAAAUUUUGUUCAACAGUUUUCAUUUAUCUUUUAGAUUCCAGAACUAAAAUGAAUAGUAGUGUACCAGAGAACACCAGUAUUGAUAAAACUCUACAGCACUCUUCAUCUCUCAUUUCACGUUCGUGUCUGUGUUUUGUAAAUUAUUUGUAUUUACGACAAGUUAUUGGUGAUACAGUGUUAAAGAGUAGAAAAUUGAACACAUGUUAUGGACCUCACACCUCACCUUUUAAUUAUCUUUCAAAGUUGUUGAUCAUUCAUAAAAUAUUAAAUAAAUGCAUUUAUGAUGCUAUCAGUUUAAAACACUUGCAGAAAAACAAGUGUUAGGUAAGAAGAUAACCUGUUGUCCCAUUGGAAAUGCACUUUUAGGUUUUAAGCAUUAUGGCCUUAUUUUUUAUGUAGUAAUGUUUCAUUUUAUUCAGAAUACAAAUGUGCUUUUAUUUUAAACCAAUUUUUCAAAUGAUGAAUUGAACCUAGUGGAUAUAUCUUCAUUGAAUUAGAGUGGUAAUGAGAGCAUAAAAAGGAGCUUUUUUAUUGGAAAUUCUGGUUUUCAUCUAUUUAUAACUUUUAAAAUUUUAACUAAUAAAGUAAAUUUAAUUGAAUUGAUCACUAAUAUUUCAAAAAUAGUCUUAUCACAUUCUUUUAAUAUCCCAAAACAUUUCACAACCACAACUAUUGGAUUACUGUUUCAUUGAAGAAUUUUCAUUAUUAUUCUUGUAAUCAAAGUGAUCAGCAUGUGUUUGCUGAACAAUCUGUAUGAUGCUGAGAUAGAUCCUAAGAUGUGCUGGGUCACACCGUUACUCAUGUAACCUGGGGUCAUUGGGUGUUUCAACAUUAUACACCCUUGGCCAGGCGAUCUGUUCAAGGUUGAUCCGGUCCUGGCUUGUGUCCCAGCAACAUUGGUUCACAGGUCACACCUCUUGAUCCAUAGCCAUUUAGAGCAGCAUCCUUGACAGUCCUGAUGGCUCUUCUGUUUGCAGCUACAGUAAUGUUAAGGAGAGAGUAUGCUUUGCAGAGUGAGCAGCCAGCAAAAUCUCUACACCCCACCUCUACAGGCUUGUAACAUGCCCUCCACCCCUGAAUCUGACAUUGCUCUACCAGCUCCUGGUAUUUGGCCUUCUUACACUCAAAUGUCUCUUCAAUCUGGUCUUCCCAAAGCACCUGCUUUGAGGUUUCUUUCAGAAUGACCAUGUCAGACCUCAGUGAAGAUGCUGUGAUGAAGUCAGGGAACUUUAAUUGCUUGCCAAGAUUAAUUAUUGGUUGCCAGUUAAACACCAUGAUGAGCAAGCUCGCAGGUGAUCUGGGCUGAGGCUAUGGUUGGUCUCCAGCUUUGACAAAGGCUUUGGGCUUUCUGAAUUGGCAGAGGUGCAUGGCUGAGGAGAUAUUUUCUGCCGCUGCCUUCAACACCUGGUCAUAGCACCAGCAGUAGCGACCUUCUCCCAGGGCUUUUGGACAGUUGCUGGGGAUGUGUUCCAGGGCCUCUCUUCCAGGACAGAGAGGACAUGAUGGUGCCCUGCUUUUGCCUCAAGCAAAAUAGUUCAGUGCACUAGGCGGGACGUUGUAUACAGCCUGGAUCAUGAACUUAAUGCAAUGGGGUUCUGCCUGCCAAAGAUUGGAACAGAAGAUGUUCCGCUUCAGCGCACCAUCCCACCUUGUCCAAGCUCUCUGCUGCCCCAUUUGGGUGGUACAGACUUCCUCAAUAGCUGUUCACACCUCUUCCUGGACCAGUUUGCGUCUGUCCCUGCCCUAGGCCCUGUUGAAGCUUCCUAGCCCCGUAUGACCAGAUGUCACUAUCCCUAACAGACAGUGUAUAAAGGUGUAGAAACAGCAAUGCAAAAUAAAGGAGUGCUGCGAACUAUGUUGGUUAUUGUUGAAGAGACUGUGAAAGCCACAUGCUCGUUUAGUGUAUUUUAUAUUUGAUGGAACAGAGAAACAGUGGUUUAUUAUGUUAUCUAAACAAGACUGAGUAGCUUCAGUCAGUAUAACAUCUGAAGUAUCAGACUAGAAUGUACAAGUUAAGGGUUAGAUGGGGUAAGAUUGGCACAUCUCACUUCAUAACUCUAACUCUGAGUUAAGCAUUUAAUUAAGAAAAGUUUGUAAUAUUUUACUUUCUUAAAUUGAACCUUUUUAUUUGAGCUUAUUCUAGUUUAUGAAUAAAAUCACAGUAUUAUCAGCAUUGGAAAGAACUUCCCCAUUGUUUGUUACUUGAAUAAGUUUGAAAACAGUAGAAGCUUACCUGGUUUAUGGUAAUAUCAACUAUGAAAGGAACAGUGGUGUGCAACAGCCUUUCUUCUGGUAAUAUACAGAAUCUUAGCAAUAUAAUCUGUUAAUGAUGUUUUUGAACACUUAAUGCUUGAAAAGCUAUUAUUUUACUGCCUAAUGACUCAAAGAAAUUUUGCCGAUUUGGGUAAUGUGUAUAUCUCAUUGUCGGUACUCUAUAAGCAUCUCUCUGAGGAGUUUAGAUAUAAAACUGUAGAAUUAAGUUGAAUUUCCUUGAAAUUUCUGAUAUUGCUUUACUUUGAGCUUUAAUUUGUUUACUUUAAUUCCCUUUCAGUAAUUUUUGUGUGCUGACUAAACAUGUUUUAUUCUAUAGAUUUUUCUUGGUAGCUUUUAAUAGUGUCCAUAGAAUUGUAUUCAUAUGUGCUACAGACAUAGUUUUUUUUAAUUUUUGCUUAAAGGCAUAGAAAUUACAAAAUGUAACCAAGUUGCUGCCCUUUGAAUCUUUCAGUUAAUUGUUCACCAAGUUAAAAGUGAAUCAGGAUUGGAAUUCUGCUUUUUUUGCUGCAGAUUCUUAACAUUUGAUCUGCACUUUUAAAAAAAUAUUUAAUCUUCGUCCAAAGCUGGUUUUCAAAGUGUUUAUAUAUGCAUUAAUAGAUGUACUCAUUCCAUUGGGUUUAUUUUUGAGGUGUUGAUUGAAAUGUGGAGAUGUAGUGAAUUGGUUGGACACUCAAUGUACUUGGUUGAAUAUAAAGUUAGCAAAAAUUCAAGGAAUGUUACAUGGUUCAGGGAAAUUACGGUGGGAGAUGAUGAAUGAAUUCCUGAUCUGAUGCUAGUAAUGUGGUCAUGGUAUUAAACAAGUAUCCAGUGAUCCCAAUGCCAAGAAGGGAAGGGAUAUCAAUUAAGUUUCCUGUUCCUGAUCAUCGUCAACUGACUUCUGUUGCUCAGUGCACAUUUAUUGAUAUCUUGGUGAAAAAAGAUGGGCUAGCCCUUAUACAAUAAAAUAAUUCUUUGUUUGUAUUCUAAAGGAUAGCUGCAUGUUAAUGUAUCAAAUGUUGACCAACAACCCCUGAAUCCUUGGCCCAGCCAGAGUUAGGAAACUGAUCCAUUUUUGAAUUAUCAAGUAUUUUAAGAAUAACCAUUGACUAAAUUGGCAUUGUGGCAAAAAUCACUCUCAAAAUUGUAGAAAUGUAGCUGAGAUGUAUUUUUCAUAGUUGCACAAAAUUUGGAUUAAUAGAUGUGGAAAGAUAACAAAAGAUUGUACUCUAGUUGUUAAACUGAGACUCUUUUCCGUCUGAAAAUGGAACAGAACUCUAAUUUUACAUAAAAUACUGUACCAAUUUACUUUAAAGAUCCUCCAUUUGGAUCUUCAGCUAAUACAUUUUUAUUUAUUGUUUUUCAAAGUUUUAAAAUGUCUUAAUUGAUGCGUAGAUAUUUAUGACAGGAUUUUCAAAACUCUAAUUUUGUUCCCAGAGCCCUGGUCUCAUGCUCUGUUUUUCUUCAUUGAUUGGUUGUCAUGAAUUAAAUGGAUUCAAGAAACAGAUUCCACUCUUGACAUUGGUAGAAUUCUUUAUUUUGAUUAUCUAAAUAAAUGUGCCUCACUAUUCUGUGCUAUCUUUCAGACUCAUUGGAGGUAAGUCAGGAGUUAAUGUUUUGGAUGAGAUAAUAAUGCACUGGAAAUCCACAUAUGAAAAUGGUACAGUUUUAUACACUUGACUGUUAGAAUAUUUCUCAAAAUUAAAUCUCCCAAAGAAUAGAAUAGGAGAUGCAAUGUGUUUGCAACCAGUUAAGUGUAAAAGUUAAAAGUUUCUAUUUUAUCUAGAGCAAGAUUACAUACAUGGAUUAAUGGAGCUCAUAAUCUAAAUCAACUACUUAGCAUUUAAAAUUAGUUAUUAUAUGCACUUAGUAGAUUUAUUUGUGCAUGUUUCUAAUUUUUUAGUAUUCCAAAAAUAAGUUUGAUUUCAAAAAAGACACAGCAUCUGGCUGAACCAUGCAGAACAAGAAUUCCAAGUUUGAUCCCACUCCUUACUUAAUCAGUUAAGGUAAAAUAGAAGCUGCCAGUACCUGAAAUAAAAAGAAAAAUGCUGAAAACAUGUGGUAGACAACAUGUCAAUGGGUCUUUGACCUCUAACGUUAACUAUUUCUCUUUUCCACAGAUGCUGCCUGAUCUAAUGAAUGUUUCCAGCAUUUUUAAAUUUUAUUACAGACUUCAGCAACAGUAGUUUUCGACACAAAUGCCUAAAUUGAAAGAGGGCAUUUAUCAUGCUUCAUAACACUGUUCCUGCUUAAUGGCAUGCAUGUAUGUUGCCUGGCUCAGUUCUGUUAUAGUCAAAUAUUUUGCCAGUAGCCUUUGCAGGAGCUCUUGAAUCAAAUCAAUAAUGGGUAUUUGAAUAAGGUACAGGAAGAACAUUACUCGUGGAAAUUAAAGUUACACAGAAAGAGAAAAUAAAAGUAUGAGGCAAAAUCUUUAGUAAGAUCUUUUAUCUUUAAAGCACCUUUGAAUUUGCACAAAGAAAUCAGUAGCUAGAAUCCCAUUGAGGAGUUGUUUGUAUGUUAAUUCAAUCACCAUGAUGCACUGAUUUAUAUCUCCAAUGCAAAGUUUUGGGAAUUAAUCUUUGGAAAAAUUCCCUCUUCUAUAAAUCUCUCUAUCUGAUUAUACCAAAAUAGUACUUGUCACAUUUUAGGAAGGUAAAAGCAUAUUUUAAUCCAUUACUUAGAUGGGCUUUUGUUAGUUCCAUUGAAUGAAGAACAAGACUUGUGGCAAAAGGAGGUUGCCUAAAAAUCCUCUCUAAACCUGAAGUGUUUGAUAAUGACACUCUAAAAUUACUUGAACAGAAUACAGCUCUGUUUUGUAUUGAUUUACUGUUGGUUGAAUUUGAAACUUUGUGGAGUAAAUUCUUGUUGAGGAUGGAAACUGUUCAGUAAUUGCUUCUUUCUCUUUGUACCAUCUCUUGAAAGAGUCAAAAAGCUUAUUAUAUGAAAACAUUAAUUCAAUCAAUGAUGUUUCAUUCACUUAUUUCCAAAUGUUUUAUUUUUGAAAUAUGUUUUUGUAAAGACUGUUUUUGAAAAGACUAUACCAAGCUCUUUGCAGAAAGGACUUUUUUGCAUGGAAAUGAAUUGAGACUUCAGGCACUUCACCAGGUGUCGAAUACGUUCCUGUGGUUUUUGUCCCAAUGGUAGUUAAUUACUAUAUAUGUUGUUAAUGUCAUUAUUCUUUGAAUGUAUGAUGUCUUAACUAUCUGGUUUGCAGUUGCUUUAAAUUGUAAAUAUACUGUAUAUCCAAUUAUUGUACUCUUAUUAUCACAAUUAUUAUAAUGCCUUUGGCUGAUUAUCUUAAUUCCAUUUUAUAAAUAAGAUACAUGUACUCACAAUUCAAUUUAGUACCUGGAAUAAACCUUAUUCAAACUCCA